Messenger RNA from Microsporum canis CBS 113480, 1758 nucleotides. RefSeq lists its product as hypothetical. The transcript is spliced from 6 exons. The record is from RefSeq and is a predicted model, not a curated record. NCBI's taxonomy places the organism in Eukaryota, Fungi, Ascomycota, Eurotiomycetes, Onygenales, Arthrodermataceae. The coding region runs from base 1 to 1758 and encodes 585 amino acids.
AUGAACCACGACUAUCUUUUUACCGAAGAGGAAAGGGCAAACUUCUCGCCGCAAGAAAUAGCUAACCUGAUGGCCCUGUGCAACUAUAUGAAUGGUAUCGAAACUUCAGCCGUUGCAGCCUCUGAACAGGAGGGGGACUCCCAAGGGCAGCAGUCUGCAGAAUACAAGCUAGAAAAUCAAGCCAAGGCUAUGGAAGCCGACACCCAGGGCAAUAUCGAACAUAAAGACGAACAUCCAGCUAUGGACAGUGUUGCAUUUGAUUUUGACGAUUUAAUUAACCUCACCGGUUCCCCAGAUCGGAUGUCUGACGCUGAUUUAGCCCCAAAGCACCAGCAGGCACAGAGUAGUUAUCAAAAUGCUCAUACCUCAUCUAUUUCCGAAAUGGCUCAUCCUUCGACCAUGUUACCCGAAACUAUUCUCGGAACCAAGGAUUCAGGGUCUGUUACUUCUGACGGAUGCGGGCAACUAAAACAAUCCCCGCCUGAUUACGGCAUGGAUAUGGUCGCUGAGUCCAUGCGGGAUCAUCCCUCUCCCCAAGAACCGAAGGACCCAUCAAUCCCACAAAUGGCGGCUUCACAUCCCAUCCCCCAGCCAAUAACCAAUUAUUCUGGGUCUCAAACGUAUGCCGCAGUGCCGCUCCCUCAACAUAUCCAUAUCAAUAAUACUGUGCCUUCUGGCCCUGCUCCUUUGGAUGGAGCUUGGAGUGCUGCAGAUACCAAUAAAAAUUCGGGGAGGAGGGAAGGAACCUUCAAGGGAAACUCACCAACUAUCGAGCCCAAGGAUGAGAGAGCCAAUCUUCGAGACAGUAUUGAGCCAAUUGUCCUACAGUUUUCGUCCUCGAAAGAUGCCAAUGGCUAUCGUCCAGAUAGGAGGCCAAUGCCAGUCGACCCUACGGUUCCACGUACAGUUUCAGAGCAGAAAGAAUGUGUUGUCAGCCUUAUAAAGGCGAUGAAAAGUUUUGAAUGUGCUACGGACAACUGGGGCAUGAUUAAGCCAUUUGCAAACCGGAAAUUUAGUGAUAGAAAGAUCGAAGUAUGCUGCUGGAAUAUCUUGACUCGCAAGACGGUCUGCCGUCAUUUAUUGGAUCCUUACUAUCUCCUCCAAUUUGUGGAUGACCCAAGUUCAUGCCUAAGUGAUGGGGUACCUCACACUCUGGCGAGCCCUUUCGCUACCCCUAAACAUGAAGACGGGACCGCCAGCAGCUCUUUUCCUUCGAACUCGGGCCUGAAAAUCAUUCCGGGAGUUGAAGCUCCACACCCGGCCCAACAGCCAGUCAGGUUUCACCAACUGAGCCCACAAGCCAGCCCUAUGAUAAGUAUGCAAUCCCCGGCUGCUGGGCAAUCUGUGCCGGGUCCAUCAGUAGUCUACCCAACAUACCCAGCCGGCAACUUUGGUGCUACGCCAUUCAUUGGAUACCAUCCGGGUCAUGCCUAUAACUCUGCUCAGGGAGCUGCUGGAAAUAUUGUCCAGACCCAGGUGGGUACGAUGGUAAAUGCACCACAAGUUAACGCUACUUCUCCUCCAAGAUCACCAUGGAAUCAGGCGUAUUCCAAUACUAUGCCAUCAGCACAGUACCAAAUCUCUCCAAGGACUCCAAGCAUGCGCAUGCCUUCCACAGUGUCUAAAUAUCCCACUCCUCCAGUUUCUAGCGGGUCAACUCCCUAUUGCCAAGCUAAGCUGGCACACAAGGCAUCUCGAAAGAGAUCAGCAGAUGCCUCUGACAGAUCAGAGAGUCCCGUGAAGAAAGGACGCUACUAG